Amaranthus tricolor (Joseph's coat) is the source of this 2813-nucleotide messenger RNA. RefSeq names its product protein ACCELERATED CELL DEATH 6-like. Bases 1692 to 2516 code for a protein of 274 amino acids. The transcript is spliced from 2 exons. Lineage: Eukaryota; Viridiplantae; Streptophyta; Magnoliopsida; Caryophyllales; Amaranthaceae. The record is from RefSeq and is a predicted model, not a curated record. Gene Ontology annotation, molecular function: protein phosphatase regulator activity; protein phosphatase 1 binding. Gene Ontology annotation, cellular component: plasma membrane.
AUACACAAAAUCUAAACUCUAAUUAACCCUAAAUAUAUCCCAACUUUUAACAUACACAAAAUCUAAACUCUAAUUAACCCUAAAUAUGUCCCAACUUUUAACAUACACAAAAUCUAAACUCUAAUUAACCCUAAAUAUGUCCCAACUUUUAACAUACACAAAAUCUAAACUCUAAUUAACCCCAACUGAUGUUUUUCCAUGGACCCCGAAUAUCCUAAUAAAUCAGUUCAUUAUUCUAUGGCGUGCAAUAAAUAAAUAGAAAUCGUCAAAAAAAAAAAAAGUUAAAGAAACAUAAAGGAAAGAUAAAGCACAACCCUACACUCAGUCAAACUAUAGGUCGUGUAGACACUCUUACUCCGUUGACAUAGCCCCAUUGAUCGUGAAAGCUUUUUGGGACCAAGGAAAUUUAAUAGACACGGUCACACGGAGGGAGUACAUCUAACAUCGAAUUUUCUAAGUAAAAUGAAUUACUAGUUAGCUAGGAGUAUUCUAUACGAUAUGAACAAGAAACUGGUGAUGAAUUUUCUUCCCAAUUUACAAAAGAGUACUUGUAUGAAACAAGCAGAGGUGACUUUUGUGGAGCUCUCAUUUUAAAAUUUUCAAUGGAAGAUGGCUUACUUGAACAACUAUGCUCUGCCAUGAUGAUCAGUGUAUUACCUCAUCAUGGUAUCAGACUAUCAGGUUACGCUUGAGAAGUGAAGGGAAGAAUAACAAGGACCGACAAUGACAAAGCACCGGCCUUUGAUAAAUUUUAAAAUUUUGGACUUAAUUAGCUUCCUCGAAGCUAAUGUCAAGGUCAAUGAAAUAAGACUCAUGCAAUCUAAAGUUUUCAUCAAAACAAAAAAAAAAAAAAAAAAAAGAAGAAAGUUGACAUAUUGACGAAUAAAACGAAUUACUUGUCUAUUACAAUGACCUACCGGCCUGGUUAUUUCUUUCCACAUUAAACUCUGACUCUCUAAUGAACAAAAUUUAGCAAGCUAGAGUAGUGAAUAACGUUGAUAAAGCAAUCUUAUAAGUAAAAGCCUACAAUAAUUCCUUUUUUAAAAUAAAAAAAUAUGACAGAGUUUAUAAAAAAAAAAAAAAAACAUGCUUGGCUUUGAUAAAAUGCGGUAACCAUGAAUAUGAUCAUGUGGAAUGGUCUGAGCUAAUCCAAGCAAUUGAACAAGCUCAAACAAAGGAAAUGUUACGGAUCUUGAACAAGGAUCCCCAACUUAUAUACAUUACGGAUAUGGUUGGAGAAACUGCUCUUCAUGCUGUCGCACGAGCAGGCCAUGCGCUAACUGCUUCUAAGAUCAUGCAGUUUAUUGGAAAUCGGGACAAGGUGUUGAUGAAAAAAAACAUAGAUGGGGAGACGAUCUUGCACUUGGCACUUAAAAAUAGGCACCAAGAAACUGCUUACCAUCUGGUUGAUUUGUUUAGAAUGACGGUGUCUCAAGUGAAUAACGAUUGAGCUUCUCCCUGGGACCUCGCGAAAGAGGCUGGCUAUUUUGACGUGUUGAGGAAAAUGAACGUCAUACCAUGCGCAGGUAUAGCCAACAUUGAGAUGACACUAGUAAGAAGAGACAUUAUUGAUUUCGAUGAGUCUCAACAGAAAUGGAUUGGAAACAUUGGUUGUAUGAGAUUGAGUAAUGUAAAGGACGCUUUUUUUUCAGUCCGCAUUUGGAGUCAGAUUGGAGCAAUUAUGGUUAGAGAUGGAUAGAUUUGGAGGGAAUCUUCUCCAUAUUGCUGCACGAUUAGACCGUGUUGAUUUACUCAAGUUAGUGGUUCAGUUCAUGACUAGUGAUGAGCUAGGUAGUUUGCCAUUUAAGAGGAACAAAGAUGAUGAUACUGCCUUGGACCUUGCACUCAAGGCUAAGCACAAAAAUGCGGCCAUGUACUUGUUCAAGCUAGCACCCAAGUGCUCAUAUUUGCUCAACAGAUUUGGAGUUUCCACAUCAUAUAGGACCAUCGAGUUAGGGGAUGAGGAUCUGGUGAGGUACAUUUUUCAACUGAUGCUGGGUAAUUCCAUGGACUCGUCCACACGUAAGAGCUUGCUUAAGGCUAAGAUGUCAGUUGUGUAUGCUGCUGUGAAAUCAAGGAAUAACUUAGGCAUAUUGGAAAUAUUGAUGGAGGAGUUACCCGAUUGUAUUGAAUCUUCAAAUGAACAAGGAUGGAAGGCUUUAUCUUAUGCAGCAUAUGAAGAUUACUUAGAUAAAUGUCGAUAUAUUCUGAAGAAAUUUCCAGAAGCAUCAAGGAAAAAUGAUAGAGAUGGGUCUUUUCCUAUACACAAAGCAGUUGGAGCAGGUCAUGUUUACAUUGUAGAGGAGUUUCUGUCAUCUUGUCCUUCAACAAUUUAUGAUGUUGAUAGAAAAGGUCGAACUAUUCUUCAUAUUAGAUAUGCAAAAGCGGAUGUUUUCUCUUAUUUAACAAAGAAGGAACAAGUUGAAAACAUUUUCCAUUUCAAAGAUCACAAGGGUCGAACUUUCAUUGACUUAGCACAACAGUUUAAGAAUUGCACUAAUAUUCUGGCUUCAUGACUAGCUAGCUAGUACUUUUACGACAAUACUAAAUAAUGACAAUAAUGAUGGAAAGUUAAUGUAAUUUUGGUAGGAACAUCAUUUGACAAAUUUAAUGGACAUGCUUAUUCUCCUUCAACAAUGUCAUUUUCUUCAUUAAAUUUAUUCCAGUGCAUUACCAUUUGAACAUGUGGUAUUAUGUGGUAAUGGAAAAUUAUGAAAAAAAACUUUAUAUGAUCAGAUUAAACUUUCAUUACUAUGAGAAUGACAUAAUACACAUCAUGAAAAUUUACAUUAUAAAUUAUUUUUAUUCCCACC